GGCUCCAAGGUUUCCUGUAAUGCUCUCUCUUAGUUUCUUCCCGAGGGCUCAAACGAAGAUUAGUUACUCACAAUCGUUUGUUACCGGACGUUGGGUAUAAAAUACAUACGUACGUACUGACGUGAGAGACAGAAGAAAGCGUCUAGAAAGAUCGUGGUUCCUCCUGGAUUCUGCUUUUGACGAACAAGUGCCGGAGGAAGUCUUGGGUGGGUGGGCGCGUGGUUGUCCUAACUGGGGAUUGGUCAUCCUUAAAGAGUAGAACAAGCCAUACAUGUGUAACAUUGACGACCGUGAGCUCAAGUCAAGCGCCCAGUUUUUUUGAUUUCCAAACUUUCCUACAGCCACACAGAAACAUCCUGACCCAUCGUCAUUUCAAGAUGUCGUCUUGGAUAGUAAGCUACCUGUGGGUAGCCUUGCUUUGGCCAAGCGGGCAGUGCGCCUUGGAGUGCAACUUGGCCCAAGAUCGCUUGGCCUCGAACUAUGAACUGUCCACGGCCGCCAGAAACGGGAUCAAGUUCAAACCGGGUCAAAGCACCUCCCGGUUUCAAGGCCUCGAGUGCACUUGUCUGACCGACGACGAGGUCUUGGGUGAUGUAGUUGUAAGCCAAUUCGAUGCCAAUGACCAGCUCAUAAAUGACAAUGGUCAAUACGAUUGGAAAAAUUCGUCCGUGUUCAAGAUCUCCAAUUGUGAGAAGUUAGAAGUCACCAUGAGACGCGGUCUGAACGACCUGGCCACCAAACUCUCAGGGGGCGUUUUAAUCUUUGAGAAUGUGGGCGAGCUCAAUCUAGCCCAAUUCCAAAUCAUGACCAGAGGAACCGGCAACGACUCUCUGGAAGGCACAUUCACAAGUGUAUAUUUCAAAAAUGUGACCAUUGGUAGAUUUCCCAGCACCGCCAGGCCCGCCAUGAUCAUUGAAGACAAGAUCGAAGUGCUUUUUCACCAUCUAAAAUUGAAAGAGGGCGUUGUGCUCGAUUUGGCGGUCACCAAUCGAGAAAACGCCAUAAGCCCGAUUUUGCGAAUAGAGGAAUCCGAAUUCACGGGUCCAGAGUCGCUCUCUGGAUCGCUUUCGGACUUUGACGAUACGCUCAAAGUCACGGUGAAAAACGAGCAGUUCGUGGUCAACACUUCAACCCCCACCAAUGAAGGAUGCGAGUUUGAUUACAAGGGCGAGAUUAUUCUCAAGAACAACAGGAUUGGACUGUUGCGAAAGGACAACCUCAAAGUAAUUGGUGCCAUGAAGCUAGAUUUCCACGACAACCGUGUCCAAACAUUCACUCAAGACGCUGUGAUCGCGGACAGCGUCAAAGAAUUCCUUUUCCGGGGCAACACCUUUAAGUUCCAAAUCUCUCAACCUCUCUUGGAACUAGCUUAUGUCAAGUCCGCUAGAGGCUGCCCCAAAGAUGAUCUACCGGAAUCAGCCAUCCGAACGAUCGAUUUCAGUCGAAAUGAGUUCUCCCAGUUGACCGCAUCCCCUUUUGUCAUUGACGCUGAUGACUACCCGGAAAGUCUCUUCGACAAGAUGGAAUUGGUGAACAAUACGAUUUCUAGUCCCUGUUCCUGCCAAGACAAGCCAUUGUCAAAUGAUGCCGAGAUUUCCGAUAAAAUCUACCAGAGGCUGCAGGACAAAUCUCAAUGCAUCUCAGAGAUCAAAGGCGAGCCAUUGAUUGGCCUGAGAGACCAGAUUUGCCAAGGCAAUCACCCAUUGACCCAAGAGGAGAAAGAGCAACUGAUUCGCGAUGAGUUGAGCGAAAAGUGGACCACUUAUUUAAUCAUCGCCAUUGUGGUGAGCCUCAUUUUGGCGGUGGCAGCCACUGUCCUCAUUAUGAAACUGUGUUGCAACAAUUCGGGUGAUGUGUCACCUAGAGGAAGAGAUUAAGUGGGCCCAAAUUACAAACGACAAAAGACUACUUUCGAAAAGGAAAGGUGAAACACCAUCAACCUAAACUGUGUGUCUCACCAACAGUCUCGCCUCAUUUUCUGUCUUUUUUUGCUAAUCGAUUAGUUCUAACAAGAGUGUUUCCAAGUUUAUCCAUCCAGUGGGUAUUAAAGCCAACGUUAUUUUAAAGGUGA
Molecule: messenger RNA, 2071 nt
Organism: Tigriopus californicus
Lineage: Eukaryota; Metazoa; Arthropoda; Copepoda; Harpacticoida; Harpacticidae
Exons: 4
Coding region: 378-1877 (499 amino acids)
Source: RefSeq, a predicted model, not a curated record